AUGAGGGAGCAGAGGGUGCAAAAGUUGGAGCGGCGGGGAGGCCGGCGGGGCGCGGAGCGGAGCAGCGGAGCCCGGAGCGCCGAGCAGCUGGUGCUCGCUGGAACAAACAACUUGCCACUCAAGCCCGGCCCGGCGCGCAUGCGCCGCGCCCCGCGGCAUGCCGGGACUUGGAGUCCGCGGCGCCGCCGCCGGGGCCGCCCCGCCCCUGAGGGCGCCCGCCCGGCCCCACAGCCCGCCCGCCCUCAGGGGCGGCUUCGACCGGUCGCUAAAAAAAAACAUAAAGCGUUAAAGCGAGAAUCGGCGCUGGUGAAGAUGGGAAAUCCUUGUCUAUUUCACUGUGCAGCAAAAAUAAUGGGGGAAAAAAGCGUUCACUUUGCACGUGAGUGUUGCAGAGGGAAACUGAGUCAUGGGAUGUCUCCAACGGCCCAAGAUGAGGGCUCAGCCAGCAAAGCCAUACUCCAAGUAAAUCCUCUCCCCUACAGAGCAAGAAGAGCUCCUGCAGUUGACUGCCUCAAGGAUCUGACAGGAGGAAUUGAGUGUGCUGCCAAGAUAUUAAAUGAAAUUCCCCAGAAAGACAUUCAGUGCACUAAAAGAGCCUCAAAGGCAAAAAGAGAAGGAAAUGGGCAAGGGAGGAUCACAGGGUACAAUGCCAGUGUGGACACCUCCACCCAGGAUGGCCUCUCAGGAGCUGAAAAACCUGCCCAGACCAAAACUUCCAUGGGAAGUGACAGUCCCUCGGGGGUCUGA
This is a messenger RNA of Vidua macroura (Pin-tailed whydah), 747 nucleotides long. RefSeq lists its product as uncharacterized. Bases 1 to 747 code for a protein of 248 amino acids. NCBI's taxonomy places the organism in Eukaryota, Metazoa, Chordata, Aves, Passeriformes, Viduidae. The record is from RefSeq and is a predicted model, not a curated record. The transcript has 5 exons.